AUGGCCAGACUCGAGCUUCCUGCGGUGAGGGCUGCAAGUGACCGUGGAGCGGAGAGGGUGAUUGCUGGAAGUCUAGUUCGAGUCGAGGGAUUAUCCGAGGCAGCGCGCAACCGUCACGGCGAGAGGAUGCCAGCAAUUCGGAACGACGGCCCUGGACGACCCGCGAAACAAUGGAAUAAUUGGCGGCGGCGAAGGAUGUCGUGGAGGAGGGUGAUUGUGAUCGCAGAUGCCGGCGUUGGUGAUGAUGAUGGAGUCGUAGGUUACGGGAACUGUGAUUGUCGAGAUACGGUCGUGCCGAGUGGCAAGAGAAGAUAUGCGGAUCCGUUCGUUUGUUCACUUCAGUGUGUUCGAGACUCACGCCGACAUGAAAUUCAAAAUCAAAUCCAAGUCACUGAAGCGUACGGCGCAGGUGCAGCCACUCCCAGAGUCCCGGCAAGGUUGGAGGAUGGGAUGAGACGAGACGAGCCUGCUACAGUACAGUACACGCGCAUUGCCUGGCAGAGAGGCUCAGGCUCAGGUACAAGAAAGCCUGCUACUGUACUUGAUGCUGAGACCCUUGACAAACGAACUGGCUCCCUGUCGCCGUCGCUGCUGUCCGUGGUUGGUGUGGGCUUCAUCCGCUUUCAGCGCCCUUUUUCUGCACAGACUCGGUGGGUGUUCUCAAUGGCUCGAGGGCAGUUCUGA
This is a messenger RNA of Mollisia scopiformis, 684 nucleotides long. RefSeq lists its product as uncharacterized. NCBI's taxonomy places the organism in Eukaryota, Fungi, Ascomycota, Leotiomycetes, Helotiales, Mollisiaceae. The record is from RefSeq and is a predicted model, not a curated record. The transcript is spliced from 4 exons. The coding region runs from base 1 to 684 and encodes 227 amino acids.